AUGUAUAAGGAUUCCGAACCCGCCAAACCCAAGGUUCGGUUUUUACUUCCAGGGGAGUCAUCAGGCUCACCAAUCUUAGAACCCAGCUCAGUCUAUAGGGACUCCAGGUAUCUAAGAAAAGCUGGAACUGAAACUUAUGGCGAGAUUUUUCAGAAUAAGCUGGAUUACACAGAGCCAUCAACGGGAAUACCAUUAAUUAGAAGGCGCGCUUUAGAAGCUGAGAAUGCAAAGCAGCCACCAAAGAACAGCCCUCCGCAUUUCUCUCCACCAAAGUCGAUCUUUGUACGCAUUGCGGAGGAUCCACGUGUUUUUCCCGAUGAUUUUAUGGAUAUGCUGGAUGGCACAGAAGUAUCAGUUGCGUCAGAAUCAGUUGUUUUGCAAAAUGCAGAGUCAAGUUUGAUCUAUGAUAAACUUAGAGGUCCAGUAAAUAUUGGAAUUGAUUUUUCCUCCGAGAGUCGCCAGACAAGGAGGGAGGAUAUAAUUACGGAAUCUGACACAGUAACAAUCCUGAGGAGUGCUUCACAAGUAGAGGAGGCAUCCAAUAACAGCUUCACCUCGCCCUAUGACAGUCCAAGCCAACUUCAAUUUCAUGUUGCUAAUGAAACCACAGAUGGAAACGCGGAUGUACCAUGUACAUCUGCCUUAUCAGAAUUUGAGUCUAGCUCGGUGUAUGAUGAUGAAAUCAUUCCGAGAGAGGCUCCAUAUCAUGUUGCUAUUAAAACCACAGAUGGAAACGCGGAUGUACCAUGUACAUCUGCCUUAUCAGAAUUUGAGUCUAGCUCGGUGUAUGAUGAUGAAAUCAUUCCGAGAGAGGCUCCAUAUCAUGUUGCUAUUAAAACCACAGAUGGAAACGCGGAUGUACCAUGUACAUCUGCCUUAUCAGAAUUUGAGUCUAGCUCGGUGUAUGAUGAUGAAAUCAUUCCGAGAGAGGCUCCAUAUCAUGUUGCUAUUAAAACCACAGAUGGAAACGCGGAUGUACCAUGUACAUCUGCCUUAUCAGAAUUUGAGUCUAGCUCGGUGUAUGAUGAUGAAAUCAUUCCGAGAGAGGCUCCAUAUCAUGUUGCUAUUGAAACCAUAGAUGGAAACGCGGAUGUACCGUAUACAUCUGUUAUACCAGAAUUAGAGUCUAGCUCGCCCUAUGACGUUCCAAGCGCAUUUCCAUUUCAUGUUGCUAUUGAAACCAUAGAUGGAAACGCGGAUAUACCGUAUACAUCUGUCUUACUGGUAUCAGCCCCCUUGUCAGAUGCUGUGAGCUCAGUUGAAAGAACCAAUUGGAAUAACCAAAACUCAGAGGACUGCGAUUUUGUUUCUGUGGAUAUUAGGAUUCCAGAGGAAAACGAUUCCUGUAUGAAUCAAUUAAAGGAGCCUAAAAAGAGUAGGAUACCACUGUUCAAAUUGUUUGCACGGCUCAAGAAGAGCAGAAAGACUCUGUUUAAACCGUUUUCAUGGUUCAAGAAGAGCAAAACGACUCUGUUCAAACCGUUUGCAUGGCUAAAGAAACGGGCAGAAAAGAAGGAGUUAAUAGAAAAAGUUGUUUUGGCUGAAAGUGAUGAUCAACAACAACAACUGCUGCUAAAAGAACAACAACAACAACAACAACAACAACAACAACUGCUGCUAAAAGAAGAACAACAACAACAACAACAACAACAACAACAACAACAACAACAACAACAACAACAACAACAACAACAACAACAACAACAACAACAACAACAACAACAACAACAACAACAACAACAACAACAACAACAACAACAACAACAACAACAACAACAACUAUUACAACAACAACAACUAUUACAACAACAACAACUAUUACAACAACAACAACAACAACAACAACAACAACAACAACAACAACAACAACAACAACAACAACAACAACAACAACAACAACAACAACAACAACAACAACAACAACAACAACAACAACAACAACAACAACAACAACAACAACAACAACAACAACAACAACUAUUACAACAACAACUACUAUUACAACAACAACAACUAUUACAACAACAACAACAACUAUUACAACAACAACAACUAUUACAACAACAACUACUAUUACAACAACAACAACUAUUACAACAACAACAACAACUAUUACAACAACAACUACUAUUACAACAACAACUACUAUUACAACAACAACAACUACUACAACAACAACAACAACUACAACAACAACAACAACCGUCGUUACCUCAACCAUUUGAACUAGUGUGA
This is a messenger RNA of Lodderomyces elongisporus, 2235 nucleotides long. RefSeq lists its product as uncharacterized. The coding region runs from base 1 to 2235 and encodes 744 amino acids. NCBI's taxonomy places the organism in Eukaryota, Fungi, Ascomycota, Pichiomycetes, Serinales, Debaryomycetaceae. The transcript is spliced from 2 exons. The record is from RefSeq and is a predicted model, not a curated record.